AAAAUUAUAUAUAUGAGGUAAAUUUUAGCCUCAAAAUAUUCACGACAGUUAUGAAUUAAUAAAAUUUUUGGUCUUAAGAAAUAAAAAGCAGCAACUGAUAAACGAUUCUCUGCACUUUAAGUUUAUCAAAAAUUCACAGCAACUUAAACUACAAAUAAGAUUAUUUUUCUCUAAAUGAAAAAUGAACAAUUCAACUAUAAUCGAAUAUUCAUUAACAAAUUUUCAAUUUCUUUCUGUAUGCCACUAUAUUACUGGUUUUUCAUAUUUUCUUUAUGACAAACAAUUAAUAAAAUUAAAUGAACAAAAUCAAACUAUUACUGUUUUAAAUACACUCUUUGAAUAUUUAAAUAAUUCAGAAAAUGAAUUUGAAGUAAAACUGAAAAUUCUUCAAAAAAUACUAAAAGAAACCGAUUUAUAUGGUGGUGGCGAAAAUGAAACACUUGACAUAAAAUACGUUGAUGAAACAUAUCAUUACAUUAUUAGCAAAACUCUAUUUUCCCAUUAUGGAAACAUUAAUCGAUAUUUAGCUGGAAUAAUUAAUAAAUCAAAUAAAAUAGAAUAUUUUGAACUCAAGAAAACAGUUUUUGAAGAAUUUUCCCAAAAUUACAAAACUCGUGAUUAUUGUUCAUCGGAAAAUGAAAGUUUUAAACUCACACCUUUAGCGACGAGAAAAAUUUUCGAUGAUUUCAUUUGGAUAAUUUUUCCCCUACCGAGUGAGAAUAUGAAAAUAAUAGAUGUUCAUUAUAUAUACGCAAUGGUUGGUUUAAAAUUUAUUAGUGCUACUUUGGAAGAUACAGGAAAUUUAACUUUUGAUAAUUAUAUUCUAAUAGGACGUGAAAUUGAUUCCCAACCAAUUGAUAAGAAAAAUAAUGAAUUAAUUUUUGAAUUAUUCACAGUUCCAGCUUUAUUUUUUUACGCCUACAAUGAGAGGGAGGAAUUUCGAAAAUAUAAUAAAUCUCUGAAUAAUGAAUUUUGGAUUAAUGCUUAUAAAACAUUAUUUUUGUAUAUUAAUAAUUCAAUGAAGAGAAUAAUUGAUAUGGUAAUGAAAGAAAAUCUUCAUUAUCAAUUGGAUACGGAAAUUGAAAAAUUAAAAACACGUACCUUCAUUGGAUACAAAAUUCUUAAACGCUAUUGUGAUUAUAAUCAUUAUGGAGAAGUUCCAUUAAUUUAUGUGAUCAUGUAUAAAACCCUUUAUUUGUGGUUAAUGAAAUUAAUUCUUCCCGUUCGUUGCAAUGAUAUUCCAAAUUUAGAAGAUGAAUUUAAUAAACAAUUUGUAAAUGUUGAAAAAACAUAUAAUGAAAUUGAAAUGAAUUCAAUUGAAAAAGUAUUAACGGAUAGUAAUUUAGUGGAAAAAUUAAAUGAAUACGUUACUAUUUGGUUUGCACGAGUUCCUGAUUAUCCAAUGUAUAGUAUAUACGUUCCACCAGCGACACGAGAAAUGAACAAGGAUAUAUAUUUAUUGUUCACAAUAGAAAAUAACAAUAAAGAAGAAUUUUAUGCCCUUCAACAGAAAGAAAAUGCUUUAACUUUAAUUACAAGUAUUGAAAAUGAACAAGAAUUUGCUAAAGCAGUUGCUAAUGAUUCUUCAUUAAUAAUGGAAAAAGCAAUAUUUUCCAUAAUUCUUAAAUAUCGUGGUGAAAAUUACAAAGCAUUUAUUUAUAGAAUUGCCAAAAUAAAGACAAAACAAUUUUUAAAAGGAUUGAAAAAUUAUUAUAGAGAAGAAACGGCAGGUGAGAAUGUUUUAAAUGUCAUAAAAUCACUUAUUCCAUUUUACAAUUGUAUUGAAAGUAUAAAAGCAAAUGACAAUUUUGGUAUUGGAUUUAGUUGCACUUUAGAUAUAUUUAGUUUGAUUCCAUUUAGUGGAUUUACAAUGAAAUAUUUAUCUAUAUUUAAAAAUGAAUUGACGACUAAAAUUUUACAUACAAUUUUAAUGAACAGUAUUGUUUCUAAAGUAAAAAUAACUGGACGUUUUACAUUUCAAACACUGGCUAAAGAAAUUUUAAUUGUGACAAGCAAAACAAUAACCAAUAAUAUUUUGACUAAGGAAAUGAUUAAAGAUUUAUUAAUCACUUCCCUACUUACAGUGGAUCCUGGAUUUGAGAAUUUGUAUAAAUUAGGCAAAUUUACCAUUAAUACAAUUCGUGAUACAUAUAAAUUUUUGCAUUCCACUGUUAAAAAUAAAAGGAUGAAAAAUUUAAUUUCCCUAUUUGAGACAAUUUUAAAUAAAAAAUUUCUUCCUGAUCAUACAGGACUUGUACCUUUUGUUCUAGGUGAGGGAAAUAAUUUCCAAAUUGUUAGAUACAUUUAUCCGAGUGGUUCUCAUUUUUUUGGACCUACUUGUUUAAAAUCAUUUGGCAAAACUGCGGAAUUACGAACUGUUAAUGAUUAUCUCUUUAAAUUACCAGUUGUGCCUGUUAAAUCAAAAGAUAAAAUUUUCUAUCAUCUAUAUAAUCCCAGUACUGGUGAAAUUUUUAAAAAUAAAUACAAAAUGAAUGAAAAUAAUAUUUUUGAAAAAAUUGGUUAUCUCCUGGAGGAAUUUGGAUCUCAAUGGAAUGAAAAAGUAAUAAAAAAUUAUGAUAUCUAUCCAAUUACAGUUAAUUGGAAUAAAUCACCUAAAAAAUUUAAUUCACAAAUCAUAAAUUCUGGAACAAGACAAGACUAUCAUAAUAGCAAUGAACAUUCUACAAUAAGAAGAAAAAAUUCUGAUGAGUAUGUUAAUCUCCAACCUCCAGAAAUUUUGAAAAGAAAUAAUUUAGAUGAUAAUUACAUGAAUAUUGAAUAUUUAAAAACUCCGAAGGAAAAUUCAAUUAUUCCUAAAAGUUCAAUGGACAUAAGAGAUGAAAAUUUGGUUCAACCUGGAAUUUUUAAAAAAAUUACAGUUGAUUCUAAAAUACCUCCAGUCUUAAAUCCUAAUAUUCCAAGUACUUCAAGAGGAAUUGUAAAAGAAUCACCCUAUUUCCCUCCAUCAACUGUUACAAAUAAAUUUCCAUCAACACAAAUAAUGUAUAAAUCCAUUAGUUUCAAUAAUCCCCAAACUUUACAAGAAAUUGCAGAACGUCAAUUUGUUAAUCAAAAUCUUAUAACAAAAGAAAUUGUACCUAUUAAUUUUCCCAAAAUUACAAACAAAAUUCAAUCAAUAUCAAAAUUUAAUUUUCCCCAAUCAAUUAAUAUUCACAAUCAAGGAAUGUUAAUAAGACAAACAACAACAGGUGGACAAAAUUUAAGAGAAAAUUAUCUAUACGAUCCAAAUGUUCAUAAAACUUUAUUGAAAAAAAAUGAUUAUAUUAAUGAAUUAGGAAAACAGGAAUAUGAUAAAUUUACAUCACAAUUAAUACAAUUUGGAAAUGGUGAUUUAUCACUAUUAAAAAAUGAUUAUAAAAAUUAUCGAAAUUUUCUUCUAAAAUUAGAUAGAAUAACAUUUAUGCAAAUUGAUGAAAUUUUAACAAAGCCAAUUAAUUUAUGGUAUACACAAACGGUAAAGAGACAAAAUAUAAUUGUUCUAUUAAAAUCAUUAAAGGGAAAAGAUUUUCAUUUUAAUGAUAUUACAUUAUUAACAAAAGUUGGCAUCAAUCCACGUAUUGGUAAACAAAAUAUUCUAACAAGUGAUACAACAAUUAUAUAUCAAUUAAAUAUUAACAAUCAUUAUGGACUUAUUGAUUUAACAAAUUUUCAUGAUAUUUUUCAACAUCAAUUUAUUAUCUAUCCGGAAAUUUUAUUCAUUGUAACUGAUAUUAAACCUUGUAUGGUAUUAAAAAAUUGUUUAAUAAUUCAAUUAGAAAAAAAACCAUUAAUUAAAGAAACAUGGAUUAAAAAAAGAAACAAUGAACUUAAAUUAUUUGCAUCUAAUGUAAAUUUAAUAAAAUCUGAAAGAAUUUUAAAUAUCGAAGCAGCUGCAGAAUUUGUAUCAGCAAAUGUUCCACUAUGUGAAAUUACAGAAACUAAAAAUAUAAUGAAACAAUAUAUUUUAAAAAUUGAAAAAAGCAAAAGUCAGGUACCAACUUAUGAUAAAAUGGCACAAGAUAUUUAUGAUAAUUUAAAAAUUCCAAAAAUUUAUGAAAAUUUUAAAAUAAAAAAUGAAAUAUUUAUCAAUGAUGUGAUAUUUGAAAAAAAUUUACAACAAAUUGAUUCUCCAUUAUUUGCAUAUCAAAGAUUAAAAAAAAUUUUAGGAUCUAAUCUUGGUGAGAAUGUGCAACAAGUAUUUGAUAUUUAUAAAAAAUCAUCAAUAAUACGUGAUAGUUUAAUAUUUGAAGAUUUUUAUAUUAUUCAUUCGCGAUUAAGAAAAACAUUAAUACAAAAUUUGGAUAAUGAACGAAGAUUUUUAGCUUCAAUUAAUAGAUUAGCAUUGAGACAAUGUAAUGAGGAAUGGAUUAAAAAUUCAAUUACAAUUUAUCAUUCAGAAAUGCUUUCUAUAGAUAGAUGCAAUGAAUUAAGAAUAUAUAAAGAAAAGGAUAAUUAUUCAUUUCCUGAAAUUGGAACAUUUAGUUUUAUAAAUGAAUGGAAAAUGAAUAGAAUUCAAGUUAAUAUGAAAAAUAAAUAUUCAAAACAGCCAGCAUUAUUUCAAGUAUUUCUUAGGAAUCAAGCUGGUAUACCAAAUGUUGGACGGGUUUUACAAAUUCCAGAUGGAAUGUACAUUAUUCCUGGUAAAAUGAAUUUUAUAAUUGAUAAUGUCAAAGAUGAAAUAAUAAAUGGAAUAAAAGUUCUUGUUGUUAAAUUACAUGAUUUAGAAAUACCCACAGAACAAAGAAUGAUUGAUAUUACCAAGGAGCUUAACAAUCUAUUUUCAAGUUCUACCAAAUUUUACAUUACGGAUUAGGUUUUAAUAUUAAAUUUUGUGGAUUAUUAAUAUUUUUUAAAUUUAUUUAUUGAAAUAAAAAAGUUAAAACUAUUUAUACUAUAGGCUUUAUAUAAAUUCAUAUUAUUAUUAUUAUUUAUGUUUUUGAAUUCUAUCAUUUAUGUGUAGUUUAUAAUUAUAAUGUUUAAUAAAAAAAAAAAUUACAAAUUUAUAA
Leptopilina boulardi is the source of this 5006-nucleotide messenger RNA. RefSeq lists its product as uncharacterized. The transcript is spliced from 2 exons. The record is from RefSeq and is a predicted model, not a curated record. NCBI's taxonomy places the organism in Eukaryota, Metazoa, Arthropoda, Insecta, Hymenoptera, Figitidae. The coding region runs from base 182 to 4813 and encodes 1543 amino acids.